This is a messenger RNA of Populus nigra (black poplar), 2457 nucleotides long. RefSeq lists its product as uncharacterized. The coding region runs from base 1 to 2457 and encodes 818 amino acids. The transcript is spliced from 4 exons. The record is from RefSeq and is a predicted model, not a curated record. Gene Ontology annotation, molecular function: protein dimerization activity; DNA binding. NCBI's taxonomy places the organism in Eukaryota, Viridiplantae, Streptophyta, Magnoliopsida, Malpighiales, Salicaceae.
AUGUCUUCUCAACAUGGUAGCACUCCAAGUAGCGAUCCUUCAACUGCUCAUUCAUCUGAACCUUCAAUUUCCAUAUCAACAUCAAGUGGUAUAAGAGGAAAAACAGAUUUGGCAUGGGGUCAUUGCAGAGAAGCUCCUGAACUUAGUGUGGGAUGUAAGAAAACCAAAUUAGUAUGCUUAUAUUGUGCCAAAGUCUUUGCGGGUGGAGGCAUUAAUCGAUUCAAGCAACAUUUAGCUGGAGCGAAAGGAGAAGUGGAACAAUGUCGCAAAUGUCCUCCAGAUGUUCGUCAUCAAAUGCUUUUGAAUCUUCAGGGGAAUAUUGAAAAGAAAAAGAGAGCUAGAGAAAUGAAAGCAGAUUUCAACCCAUAUAGUGUUGAACAAAGAGAGCAUGAAGAGAGGAUGAUUAAACAAUUAGAAGAUGAUGAUAAAGGUGAAGACGACGAUGAUGAUGAUGAAGCUGAUGGUAAGAAGCAAAUGUUACCACCAAAGGUUGCCAAUAAAGGAAAGAGUAAAAUCACUAAUGUUGUUAAACAAUCAACUGCAAGUUGUGGAAAACAGAAAGAAAAUGCAACAUUAGGGGCAUAUUUUAUUCCACGAACAACUCAUGGUGCUCAAAAGUCUCUCCAAAGUUGUUGGAAGAAUAAAGAAGUUAUUGAACGAUGUGAUCUUGCUAUAGCAAAAUGGAUGAUUGAUGCAUGUGUGCCAUUCAAUGCUGCUAACUCUGUUUACUAUCAGCAUGCUAUAGAUGGUAUAACAGCAAUGGGUCCUGGUUAUAAAGGACCAAAUUUUCAUGCUCUUCGUGGUUAUUACCUAGCAAAGGCGGUUGAUGAAGUGAAGAUUUUUGUUGAGAGUUAUCGAGAAAUUUGGAAGAAGACUGGUUGCACAUUGAUGGCUGAUGGAUGGACAGAUCAAAAGAGGAGAACUUUAAUUAAUUUCUUAGUAUAUUGUCCUAAAGGGACUGUUUUUUUAAAAACAGUAGAUGCAUCAGAGGCCUCAAAAACUGCUAUGUUGUUGUAUAAGUUGUUUAGAGAGGUUGUUUUAUUUGUUGGGCCUGAAAAUAUUGUGCAUAUGGUAACUGACAAUGCUGCUAAUUAUGUUGCUGCUAGCAAGUUGUUGGUGGAAGAAUUUCCUUCAAUAUUUUGGUCUCCUUGUGCUGCUCAUUGCAUCAACCUCAUACUCCAAGAUGUUGGUAAGCUACAAUCAGUUUGUUCUGUUGUUGAUCAUGCUUCUAGUAUUACAAAGUAUAUUUAUAAUCAUUGCUAUCCAUUGCAUUUGAUGAGGAAGUUCACUGGAGGGAAAGAAAUAUUUCGGCCAGCUCCUACUCGCUUUGCUACGAAUUUCAUUACUUUGCAAAGCAUUUUAGUACACAAAGAUAAUUUGAGAGCUAUGGUGACAUCUAGAGAAUGGGUCUCCUCUGCUUAUGCUAAAGAUAAUAAAGGAAAAAAGUUUGUUGAUAAUGUGUUGAACUCUACAUUUUGGGAAGAAUGUGCAUCGAUUGUAAGGAUGACUGAACCAUUAGUUCGAGUUCUACGAAUUGUUGAUAGUGAUGAUAGACCUGCUAUGGGAUAUUUAUAUGAGGCUAUCCAUUCUGCAAAGGAAGAAAUGUUGAGGAGAUUUCAAAGGAAAAGGGCUAAGGUGCAACCUUUCUUAGACAUCAUUAACACUAGAUGGGAUGGACAAUUGUAUAGGAAGCUUUAUGCAGCGGGAUUUUGGUUGAAUCCUCGAUUUCAAUAUGAUGUCAAUCUAAUGGAUAGAUAUACAAACACUAUUUCCGGACUUCUAGAUGUUGUUGAGAAGCAUGCAAAUGGAAAUGCAAUUCUGCUAAGCAAGCUUACAAGUGAAAUGAAGUUGUUUAGGAAUGCAGAACAUGACUUUGGUAGAGUGUCCGCGAGAAAUGAUCGCACCCUUUUACCUCCAGAUGAAUGGUGGGUGUUAUAUGGAACUUGUGCUCCAAAUCUCCAAAAGCUAGCUAUACGAGUUUUAAGUCAAACUUGUAGUUCUUCAGGAUGCGAGAGGAAUUGGAGUAUUUUUGAGCACAUCCACUCUAAGAAGAGAAAUCGAUUGGAGCAUCACAGACUCAAUGACCUAGUUUACGUCCACUACAAUUUGAGAUUAAAACAAAAAAAUUAUUGGAAAGGACAGAAUUAUGAUCCAAUUAAUUUUGAGGCAUUUUCUAACACUGAAAAUUGGGUAGUAGAAGAUAAUCCAUCAUCUUUAACAACCGAAGAAGUAGAAAUCUUUCACCGUGAUUUAUCAACCAUGACCAUUCAAGAUACUUUAAAUGAAGAUUUGAUAAAUAUUAAUGAGAUUGAAGAUGAAUGUGAUGAUGAAGAUACAGAGGAGAAUGAUGAUGUUUCGAUAGGCAUUAAUGAGGUUGGCUCAAUUCCAUUGACAUUUGAUUCAAAUUUUGCUCCUAUGGACACUGAAGAACUUAAUGUCUAUAUUCAACCCGAGUAA